This is a messenger RNA of Cylas formicarius (sweet potato weevil), 2257 nucleotides long. Its product is annotated as armadillo-like helical domain-containing protein 3. Bases 192 to 2252 code for a protein of 686 amino acids. NCBI's taxonomy places the organism in Eukaryota, Metazoa, Arthropoda, Insecta, Coleoptera, Brentidae. Gene Ontology annotation, cellular component: cytosol. The transcript has 6 exons. Gene Ontology annotation, biological process: regulation of Golgi organization. The record is from RefSeq and is a predicted model, not a curated record.
UUGGUAAAUACCAUAAGUUAUUUAAAAUGGGCGAAUGACCCCUAUAAACUAACCUAACUUUAAUGAAAUUGUGUUUGAAAUAAAAAUAAGCUACUUCUAUUUUUGUAUGCUGUGGCCAAAAAUGAAUUGGGGAGCGUGAUUUUGGUGGUUUAAGAUUAUGUUGUUUUAUCAUACCAGCUUAAAAAACAACAAUGUCUGGUAGAAAAAGAAGCGGUAGCGGCUCUAGUACCAAAAGACAGUUUAAGGAAAAAGUUGUUCAAAUUUACGAGACUAUAUUGAGGGGAGAAGAUAUUGACCAAAGCAAUAUUUUGUUUUGGGAUGAAUUUUUUCUUUUGAAACCCAAAGUGGUCAAUAUUGAUAAUGAAAUACAAAAAAUGAAUUUAGAACAGUUACAAAUUGCAAGAAAGAACCUGAAUGAUUUGUUCAGUCAUUGCAUUGAUAUUUUGCAGCAACAAAAUAUUCGCGCUGCUUAUGGUUUGAUUACAUUGUCUGCCCUACUGCAUGCUAUAUUCAAGAAAGCAGCAGAAUUUCAAUUUGACCCAACGGAAUUUUUGUCAUGUAGUUUUGAUGAUUUCAUAAAAAAGAUUCAGGCACUAUUAAGGUUUUGUCUUGAAUGUCUCGAAGGGGAUUUUCCGGAAUCUGUAAAAGGACUUGUGUUAAAGCCUAUAAUAAUUUUAAUUGUUGGAUUUGACAAUAUUAAUCAAAAUAUUGUGUUAGAUUGUAUUCUGGUUUCAUCUCUAUUUAACCAUUUAGUAGACCUUCUCUCAGAUGUGCCAACAAGACAGAAACAUGGCUAUGAUGUAGUUCUAAUUAUUACUUUGCUAGUAAACUAUCAGAAAUAUGAUGGUGCAAAUCCCUAUCUUAUAAAAUUAUCACUUCUGGAUGAUGAAUUGACACUAAAUGGAUAUGGACAAGUGAUAACUGCUUCUCUUACUGAGUUUUGUAACCAAUUUAACAUGGAACAUAUGGAGAACCAAAACCAGUCCUGGUUUUCCUCAUUAACAAAUAUAGUUGGAAGCAUGUUUAUAUCUGAAGAAGGUGGAUAUAGGAAUCAACAAGUAAGAGCCAAUAAUUCUUUACUUUUAGCAUUUUAUGAAGCAGUACAUUUGAAUCGAAAUUUCAUAACAACUUUAGCACAAACCCAAACCGAUACCAGUAGUCCACCAUCUCCCAACAAUACUUUACACAAUACCACUCAGACACUGUCAGAUCUACCAAAUAUACCGACUUUUGAUGUGAACUUGCAGCCUUCCAAUUUACUUGUCACCUUUUUCCAAUACUGUUCCAUAGUAAUGCAAGAUACCAAGACUGAAACUAGCAUAAACACAGUAAAGUUAUGUUUUUUAAUACUAGAAUGCAUAUCCGAGGACCAAUAUGCUAAUUCAUUAAUGCAUGAUGUGAAUUUGGCUUUUAAAGUCAAGUUACAUAGACUGCCAAUGAGGCACCGGAAGAUGUCUAAUGAUAAAACUACUCUAAGUCAACCUUUGGUGUGCACUUUACUCGAUCUGUUAGUAGAAUUCAUGUUGAGUCAUAUGAUGAAAAAAUUUCCAAUGGAACUUUAUGUUCUCUGCUUUGGAAUAAUACAAAGAAUUCUAUGCUAUCAGAAAAAAUGUAGGAUCCGAGUUAAUUAUGCUUGGAAAGAGCUGUGGGCGGCCCUUAUAUCACUGUUGAGGUUCAUUUUACAGAAUGAAAAUUAUUUGGGCAAGAAAAUGAAUAUAUUCCAUUUAAGCAUCAAAGCCGUGAAUAUUUUAAAUUUUUUCAUAACCUAUGGGGACAAUUUUUUGCCCACUCCAGGUAGUUACGAUGAGCUGUAUUAUGAAAUAAUUAGAGUUCAUCAAGUUUUUGACAAUGUCUAUUCAAUGGCACUGAGAUAUUCGAUGGGUGAAGGAGACUUCAAGGAGGAUGCAUUAAAACUAAACAACGUUUUGUAUAACGUUCGAGCAAUAAUUAAGCAUUUUAAUCCCAAGAUAGAGCAGUGGCUAGCUUCUGCAAAUUUGUCGACCCCAUCUGAAGAACAAAUACUUGAUAUCGUAAAGAAAAAUUAUGAUAGCCUAACAUUGAAAUUGCAGGAUCUAUUGGACCAUUACGAAAGAUAUACCGAAAAACCUUAUUACAUUGAUUUUUUUACGAAUCUGGUGAAAUGUAUAUUGUGUGAUACUAGAAAUAAUUUUAUUUGCUCAUUGUUAAAUUUUUCAAACAUUUCCAGUGAGUAUCCCUUAUCAAAGUCUAAAAAUAUAAUUAUAUGUUACUAAAAAAU